GUUUUUUCCUUAUCCUGAUUAGGACGUCCUGGUGCGUAGCAGAUAUCCUAACAAAAAAAUUAUCGCUUCGUUGAGUUUGCCAAGUUUGGGCGAUAUAAAAAAUGGCCCCCUCGUUGAUCUUUUCGUCUUGAGUAAGGGCAUCGUAAAGUUACAGCGACAUAGUAGAAGUUCCAUCUGUCACAUUGGGAUCUUAUAGAGUGAGUUCUAGUCAAUUAGAGGGAAGACCUAGAAGAACGCAAAUGUUCCUUGGAUAUUCCAAGCUUCAAUGCAUUCUUUACAUCAUCGUCUGCUCAGCUCUUCUGGUCAACGUAUUUGUAUUCUUCUCAACGCCCGGAUGUGCCAACGUGAUCAACGUCCUGAAAAAGUCUCUCUCGGACAACAUGGAGAAAAGUCGGCUGUAUCAUCUGACCCAAAGACUGGAGACUCAAGUCAAAGCCCAAAAACAGGUGAUCGCUUUCUUGUCGCAGCCCAUCAUCAACAACUUCGACUUCAACUACACCAGAAGCCUCAAGGAUGCGUGCACGAAAGACGCCCCUGAGCUGCUUGUCGUCGUUCCGUCAGCGCCGGGAAAUUUCCGCAGGAGGCGUAAGGUGAGGAGAAGCCCUAGGGGGUUGUACGCCAUGAACGCGAGCAAUAAGGCGAAGCUGUUGUUCUUCGUGGGGAGGACGCCCGCGAGUCCGAAUGUCCAAAGAAGGUUGAACCUGGAGGCGGACGACCACGGGGACAUCGUCAUGAUGGACUUUGAUGACGAGUACAAGAAUAUCCUGAUCAAGGCGGUGUCCAUGCUGAGGUGGACGCUGACCUACUGCCCGAACGUCACCUACGUCAUUCGCACGGACGACGACGUGGAGGUGGACAUCGCCAACCUUCUGAAGAUCAUGCGCAACAAGAGUCGUAACUACGAGAACUUCAUCCUGGGCGACACCAACGUUUACCUCGACGUGGUCCGAGACAACAGGGACAAAUACUACGUCUCUAGGGAGGAGUACCCUCACUCCACCUUCCCUCCCUUCGCUUUGGGCGGAUUGCUGGGGUAUCCUGUGAGCUCGGUGGCGCUCCUGUACCAGGCAGCCCUUAGACUGAAUCCUAUUUGGCUUGACGAUGUCUUCAUCACGGGGAUGUGCGCCCCCAAAGUUGACGUGCCUCUACUUGACGACCCUGAGUUCAUAUUUGAACACCCUGGAAUGUGACUAGCGUCUAAUAGAACAACAAAUAAGUCAUUGAAAUGUUGCCAAUUAUUACGUUUUAGGGCUAAAGGGAACUAACGCUGUCAACAAUAAAAAAAUUUUACUGUGGAAAAAAAUUAAUACACUUCCUCAUAAGUGACACGUUUAAAAAAAAAAUGUUUGAUAAACAGUAUUAUAUCCGAGGCCGCACCGGUGACACGUCAUUACGAAUGAGUUAGGGUUCCUGUAUAAUGUUCGUAGAAUGUAAGCUUUUUUUUUAGCCCAAUUUUAGCAUAUUAUGUGAGUUGAGAACUUUGAGAAGUAAUAUCUAGAAAUAACAUUUGCAAGCUAAAAGUUGCAAAAUGAGAAGAUGGUGUGAAUGACUCUUCCAUGUUGUUAAUGCUACAUUUAAUUGCUACCUUUACAUCAAUUCUAAAGAGUGGCCAGUGGCCAGUAGCACUACAUUGGACUGUUGCAGCCUGGUAAUUUAGAUCUGACAACUAGUGAUCUGAAGUCACGAGUGCAUAUGAUGACCUAAAUUAGUUGUAAUGAAAAAACAAUCUGGGACAUGCUGUUGAGUGCCGCUCUUUCAAGAACUGAGCUCGUUAUGGAUCUGGUCUGAUAAGUAGUGACUUUGAACAAGCCAUUAGUAAAAUGAUGACCAGGAUUCUUUUUUAAUGAAAAAGCAUCAAUCUUUGAGUUGUGUAUUUAGGGCCGGAUUUAAGACAGGGCAGGCGGGGCUUCUUCCCCGAGCCUCCACUCCGCUGAAUCCAGUCCUGUGUGUAUUGUUUAUUAGCUGUUCUGUGACGGACUGUCACAUUUAUAAUCUGGUCUGAUAAAAAAGAGAUGUGUAGCAAUCUCUUUCAUAUAUAUAUGAAGACCUGUAAUGUUUAUGAAUGUGGUUACCACAUAGUUGUGAUAUAUUUAGUGAAUCCAUGAUUGCGUUAUAUAUAUAUAUAUAUAUAUAUAUAUAUAUAUAUAUAUAUAUAUAUAUAUAUAUAUAUAUAUAUAUAUAUAUAAUAUAUAUAUAUAUAUAUAUAGUGAUUUCUAAUUUUCAAUAGCCUUGAGCUGGGGUGAACUAUUUAUGGAGUAAGAAGUGGGAUCCAUAAAUGUCACCACAAUGAGUUUGCGUGACCUUGGUUUCUUUGUUUAGUGUAGGCGUUUAUAGAGAUUAUGUUAGGAGAAUUGCCGUUUGACCAGAACUCCUACUGCAAAAACAUUAAGACAGUUUACUGUGAGCGACUAAGGGCCUUCAGACUUCCGGUGUGGCAGACACAUAUAAUAAUAAUAAGGAUUGUCUUUGAGACUGAAAAUUAAUGAGGAAUGCAGUAUUUCCAGUGGCUAGGCAGCCCCUGCUGCGACCUACGUAUUUUGCCACAAGUAGCUCAAGAAACAUAUAAGUUAAUUGCUAUAAAUAUAUAAAUCCCUUGAAACUACAGAUUUACACUUGAGAUACACAAGUUAGUAUAGAUAAAUCAGAGAAAUAUAAUUCUUACAAAUGCAGAUGUAGAAAAAAUGACUACUGUCUAAUCUGAACUACUAAAUAUUAAUAUUUAAAAUAAAUUAAAAUAUCGCUCUCUGCCGGGGUACUGACCGUACUAGGUACCUCAAUUGACUACCGACCACUGACUGGCAAAAUACUGACUUAAUACUAAGUCCAUAACCUUAGCUAGGCUCAGAAUAGUUCACCUCAGCUCAAUGCUUCUGUGAGUACUAUUUAACAUGACGGCUGUCUGGUCGAGCGGUAUUCGCGCUGGACUGUCAUUCGGUUGUCUCGGUGGGCCAGGGAUCAUAUCCUGCCCGCUGCCUUCCCCCGUCGUCUUGCGGGAGGUUAGAAAUAGGAAGUAAUUUACCUAUGCCCCAUUAUGUACAUCCUGAUCAUGUAUAGCAUGAAACACACUAGAUUGAUGUUGUAGUUUGGGUUUCGUUAAUUAUCAUAAAAUUAUGAGGUGAUAAAUGUUCAGAUGUUAACCAAUGCCUUGUACCUCUUCCAUAGGUCAUUAUCAUAUCGUAGCUUACUAUUGUCAUAUUUGAUUUGCAUUUAUUUCAUUUUUGUUAAUGCUUAAUGAGAUUUGUUAUAGUAAAGGCAGCUGAUAAUAUCGCAGCCAAGUCCUUAGUAUAAGUGAAUGAUUAAUCUGUUAUUGUGUGUUUGUGUGUGUGUUUUUUUAUAUAGAACUAAGUGAAGGAUUAAUCUGUUAUUGUGUGUUAGUGUGUGUGUUUUGUGGAACAUUGUAUCUGGGCCGGCCUUAGACCACUGCAACCUCUUCAACCGCAAUUAGCCCCGCAGUGUCAUAGGCCCCGCACUGUCAUAGGCCCCGCGCUAAUUUUUGGAGUAAAAUAUUGAAUUAAACUAUUUAUAACUUAUAACAGAUUUUCCUCGGUAUCCCGGUUUACAAGGAACUCCUACGAAAUCUCCUGAAAUUGCAAAAUAUACGAAAAGUCCUGGAAAUCUCCUGAAAUUAUUAAAAUCUUGUGAAAACUCAUAAAACUCUCCUGAAAUAUCGACACAUAGUCAUUUUGGAGCGUCAUUCAAAAUGAAAAAAGCAAAUUCUACGCACGAUAAAAAAAAUGGAAUUAUACAAGACCCGUAGCUGCGGCAUCUAGUAGAACGAGCUUCUCGCGUCUAAUGAAGAAUUACUUGAGGUAAACAAUUCACGAAGAUAGAUUUGAUAAUUCUUGCUAUUGAGCGUGAUCUAUGUAGUAAACAGAAUUUUGAUGAUAUACAGUAUGACUUCGCUACACGUAAAGUUAAUUUGAUCGUGAUCUUGUAAAGUGUAAAGUAAAGUAAAGUUCCCCUUUCAGACCUUGUGGUCUAUAGGGCAGAUGAUGCAAAGGUCAUCUGUUUCUGUGGCCUACGGUUAACAAGGGUGUCAUGUGGCCAGCACAACGACCAACCGCCUUUACUUUUCCCUAACUAAUGCCAGGUACCCAUUAGAGCUGGGUGGACUCAGAGGCCCCCGAAGAUCCCGAAAUUAAAAAUCCCAGUCUUCACCAGGAUUCGAACCCCGGUCCCCGGUUCGGAAGCCAAGCUUUACCGCUCAGCCACCGGGCCUCCGUGAUCUUGUACGACGUAGUAAAGAAUUAAUAAAAUUCAGAGACGAAUUUAUUUUCUAAUAUAAAAUCUUGAUUUUCACCUAUUAUCCGUAUCCUUACCCAUACCGGGCCCCACACAAUCCGUUUCGCAUAGGGCCGGCUUUGCAUUGUAUGUGUUAUUCUUAUGAAUGAUUCGCAUGUUUCUAUAUGUGUUAGUAUGUGCCAUUUAUAUAAGCGAUAAAAAAUAUCGGUGGAAUUUAAGUGGUCAGCUUUUCCAACAGUGUUGUCCAGAUUCGAAAUUUGUCACAUGAGUUCGAAAAUGGAUAGGUUUACAAUUUCUAGGUAGAUCUAUGUCCUUUUAAUGCAUAACUUAUAAGCGGAAGUCAUAAAUAUGAUAGAAAUUGACCAAAUGAGAAUUGUAGCUUUACAGCCAGAAAACGAACGCCACAAGACAACGGCUUCACAAAAUCUGAUUGGCUACACAUUUGGGACAUACAGAUCUUUCAGGUUUGCGUUAAAUUCUGUGAAUUGGUCAGAGUAGAAAACAACAACAAACAUUUCCAAUAUAGUUAGAGUUAGCGCGAGUGCUUCCUCGAGUUUUAGAUUUCGAAUCUAGGUGUAGACUGGGAGUAUAAUUUUCGGGAUUAUCAGGGCGUCCUUUAGUCCAACCAACUCUAAUGUGUACCUGGCACAUUGGUUGGUCUUUUAAUUGGCCACACAAGACACCCGUUAACCGUCGGCUACAAAAACAGAUGACUUUGUCAUAUUACCGAUAGAUUGCAUGGUCGCACUUUACUUUACGGACUUAUGUUUAGAUCAAAUGUAUCUAUCUGCUGGCCUGUAUCUUCAUUGUUUGUGUUGAGAGUAUGACGGAGAUAGCUUAAGACCCAAGUGAUCUAAAUGUUUAUUUAUUUGACUGAAAAAAAAUGUCCCGUUUAUUUGUAAAUUAUUUCUUAAUUUAUAAAUCUUUCUUUUUCAAUUUCCCUUUUGGAGUUUGAAAGAGUUUAUCUUUUGUGCCUAGAGAACGGCAUUCACUUUAUUAAAUAAAUUAAAAGUUUGA
This is a messenger RNA of Biomphalaria glabrata, 5259 nucleotides long. RefSeq names its product UDP-GalNAc:beta-1,3-N-acetylgalactosaminyltransferase 1-like. The record is from RefSeq and is a predicted model, not a curated record. Gene Ontology annotation, molecular function: hexosyltransferase activity. The transcript is spliced from 2 exons. Gene Ontology annotation, cellular component: membrane. Bases 240 to 1190 code for a protein of 316 amino acids. NCBI's taxonomy places the organism in Eukaryota, Metazoa, Mollusca, Gastropoda, Planorbidae.